UUUGAUUAGUUGUAAGUACAGCGGGACUGGAAGCCGCCAUUAUUAGGUUACAGACAGUAAAGCAUUUCCUGUGGGUUGCUGCUUCUUCUUCUUCCUUUGAUCUUAUCGGACCAGGCUUCCGCAUCUGGUUCGCAGAUCUCCCCAAAAAUUUGACCUUCACGGCUUCACGCAAUCACCAUCCAAUUCCUAAUUUUUUGGAAUUCUUGAAAGGCGUUUCAAGCAAUUUCAAAUAGUGUGAGGGUUAGGGUAUACGAAUUCCCCUUCCCUUCCCUCACUUUCGAUGGAAUUGACCCACAUUUAGCAAGCAAAAUUCUUCUGCAGAGACUAAUACACACUGCUGUUGCUCCUCAGGGGUUUGAUUGGACUAGAAGUUUUCAGAAUGGUGGAAUCGACCCCAAUAUACUUGAGCAUUAUAGCUUUUUUCUGUACUGUUGGAGCCAUGGCUUUGGCCAUCAUGCAUAUCUACAGGCACCUCAUCAAUUACACUGAACCCACUUAUCAGAGAUACAUUGUCCGCAUCAUCUUCAUGGUUCCGAUAUAUGCGUUGAUGUCGUUCUUAUCCCUUGUCAUUCCUGCUGGUUCAAUCUACUUUAAUUCCAUUAGAGAAGCCUAUGAAGCUUGGGUCAUUUAUAAUUUUUUAUCGUUGUGCUUGGCAUGGGUUGGUGGUCCAGGAUCUGUGGUUCUAAGUUUAAGCGGUAGGGUUCUAAAGCCUUCUGUGGUUCUGAUGACAUGUUGCCUCCCUCCCAUACCCCUGGAUGGGCGCUUUAUACGUAGGUGCAAACAAGGAUGUUUGCAGUUUGUGAUCCUGAAGCCUGUCUUAGCUGUUGUUACACUCAUACUUUAUGCAAAGGGGAAAUAUGCAGAUGGAAAUUUCAGUCCAAGACAGUCAUACCUGUAUCUCACUAUUAUCUACACAAUCUCAUACACGACAGCUCUCUAUGCUUUGGCGUUGUUUUACUUUGCUUGCAGAGAUCUACUCCAGCCUUUCAAUCCAGUUCCAAAGUUUAUUAUAAUCAAAUCUGUUGUUUUCCUCACUUAUUGGCAGGGUGUGUUGGUCUUCCUUGCUGCGAAAUCUGGCUUGAUAAAGAAUGCAGAGGAUGCAGCUCAGUAUCAAAAUUUCAUAAUUUGUGUUGAGAUGCUUAUCGCUGCUAUUGGUCAUUUAUAUGCAUUUCCUUACAAGGAGUAUGCUGGUGCAAAUAUUGGCGGGCCUCGAGAUCUGACUGGAAGCCUAUCGCAUGCCGUAAAGUUGAAUGACUUUUACCAUGAUACAGUCCACCAGUUUGCCCCUACUUAUCAUGAUUAUGUACUGUACAACCCUAGUGAGGGUGACGAGGGAAAGAGGAAAUAUCGGUCACGCACCUUUGUGCCGACUGGCCCAGAGAUGGAUGCUGUCAGAAGAAACAAGAACAUGUUUGGGAACAAGAUAGAUGACAUACAGCUUUCCAGUCUAUCAUCUUCUAGUGCAACCACUCCGAAUAAUACUGGCCCAAUACCGGAGUCUAAGAAUUCAGAUGCAAUGAAGUCUUCCCUUCUUGUUGAUAACUUGAAUUCUGCAUCAGUGCCGUAUGACAUGUCACUCAUCGACUUAGACCUGAACAGUUACCCCGCAAAGGUUCCUUCAGCAAAUGAAGGUGGCACUAGGCGACAACAAUAGUCUGUGGUAGACAUGUAUGAAGAAUAUUCUUACUAGGAAAACAGCUUUAAAAGGGCCCUGAGGCCUUCGGGAAAGCCUCAGUUGCUUAAUAGUGUGGUGAAAAUGAUGUCGGGUAUACUCCCUUUUUCUCUCCUUGGUUUGAUGCACUUUCGUCACAAAUAUCAGGCUUCCCACUGAGAUUGUUUUCAAUGUCUUGUUAGUUCAGUGUGCAUUGUAGAUAUGGAAAAUUUAAUUGUCAUACUUGCUAGGUCACAAUAGGAAACACAAAUCGAUCUGUUUUUUUUUUUCGCAUUUUUUGUUGCACAAUGAAGAGUUCUGUUGCCUAUUGGAUGUCUUGGACUUGAUAUUGAAAUAUUUUCCUGAACUGUAACUUGGUACA
Molecule: messenger RNA, 2033 nt
Organism: Pyrus x bretschneideri (Chinese white pear)
Lineage: Eukaryota; Viridiplantae; Streptophyta; Magnoliopsida; Rosales; Rosaceae
Product: transmembrane protein 184A
Exons: 8
Coding region: 380-1654 (424 amino acids)
Biological process (GO): transport
Molecular function (GO): transporter activity
Source: RefSeq, a predicted model, not a curated record